AUGAGACCGGAACCACAAACCGAGGGCGCGAGUAGUAAGCCUGGUAACGAUUCGCAUGCUAAAUUUGUUGACACUGGGCCCAAACGUAUUCAUGAGGUGCAACAUUUCAAUGAGCUGUCGCGAGAGCCACCAAAGGGCGACGUGGGCGCCGAACAAGGCGGCGCGAUUGGGCGUUUUAAGGACCUUUCCGAGGUGGUGCACAAGGCUACGCGCCCUCUGCCAACUGAGACAGGAAACGGAACCUACAUAAAAGAUAGUUCCAAGGGUGGCAGCCUCUGGGAAGAUCUUCUGUCCCUGGGCAUAGAAGAUGCCAAAACCGUAAAGGAUUUUGUCAAGACUGAGGCCCUCGGACGACCGAUGGACGAUAAGACAAUGCUCAUGGAACGCAUCAUCCAGAUGGUGGCCAAAUUGCCCGACAAAUCCAAGAUCCGGGAGAAGGGAACUCAUAAGUUUCUAGGCAUUCUAUGGAACUCGCUGCCUCAUCCUCCCCUAUCAUAUGUCGGUGACAAAUACGCUUAUCGUUCGGCUGACGGGUCUUACAACAAUCCCACCUUACCACUGCUGGGUGCAGCUAAUACGGAAUAUGCUCGAACAACCGAAGCAUCAAAGAUGAGGCCAGCGAGUAUGCCUGACCCAGGCUUAAUCUUUGAUAGUAUUUUUGCGCGGGAAACUUUCAAGCCGCAUCCGAAUAAUGUCUCGAGCAUCUUCUUCACCUGGGCCUCGUUGAUCAUUCAUGACGUUUUCCAGACCGGCUACCCAGAUCAAAGCAUCAAUAAGACAUCAUCAUACCUUGACUUGUCCACUCUGUACGGGGAUAAUCAAGACGAGCAGAACAUGAUGCGUACGUUCGAGGAUGGCAAGAUCAAGCCCGACUGUUUCUCUGAGCCACGUCUCCACAUGCUGCCGGCGGCUUCGGGAGUCAUUUUGAUCAUGCUGAACAGAUUCCAUAAUCAUGUCGCCGAGCAGCUGGCCAGUAUUAAUGAGAAUGGUCGAUUCACAAAGCCUAAAGAUGAGAUAAUUGACCCAGUCGAAGCCCGAGCUGCCUGGGCUAAAUAUGACAACGACCUCUUCCAAACUGCACGCCUCAUCACUUGCGGCAUGUAUAUCAACAUUACCUUAUACGACUACCUGCGCACAAUCAUCAACCUCAACCGCGACAACAGUACUUGGAAUCUGGAUCCCCGUACACAUGAUGAUCAGGAUGAAAUUCCCACCGCAGAGGGCAACCAGUGCUCAGUUGAGUUUAAUCUCGCGUAUCGAUGGCACUCAACGAUUGGCCGCCAAGAUGAGGCGUGGACGGAGAAAACUUACCGAGAAAUCGUUGGGAAGCCAGCACAGGAAGCCACUUUGCAGGAUCUUAUGGAAGGCAUGAGGAAAUUUAAUGCCAGAAUGGACAAAGACCCUUCCAAACGUACAUUCGCAGGUCUGCAGCGCCAGGGCGAUGGCACUUUCAAGGACGUAGACCUGGUGGACAUAUUGACUCGCGCCAUUGAAGAGGUCUCCGGUUCGUUCGGGCCCAACAACGUCCCAAAGGUCUUGAGAUCAGUUGAGAUUCUUGGUAUCCAGCAGGCACGCAAAUGGAAUGUUGGGUCAUUGAAUGAAUUCCGCAAGUUCUUUGACUUGAAACCCUAUGAAAGCUUUGAGGAAAUCAACUCGGACCCAUAUGUGGCAGAUCAGCUGCGGCACUUGUAUGAGCACCCAGAUUAUGUGGAGCUGUACCCUGGGAUCGUUGCAGAGGAGCCCAAAGAACCUAUGGUCCCGGGGGUGGGUAUUGCCCCAGGAUACACUGUCUCCCGCGCUGUUCUGUCGGACGCUGUGGCACUGGUUCGGGGUGACCGAUUCUACACAAAGGAAUUUAAUGCCCGGAACCUGACGAACUGGGGUUUCAGCGAGGCCAACUAUAACCUGGAAAUCAACCAAGGUUGCUCGUUCUACCGACUUGCGUUGCGAGCAUUUCCCAAGUGGUUCAAGUACGACUCAAUCUACGCUCACUAUCCCAUGACGAUCCCCAGCGAGAACCGGGUCAUUAUGAAAGCGCUGGGCCGCGAAGAGGACUUCUCAUGGGAUCGUCCAGCGUAUAUUCCGCAGCGGAUAAGUGUCUUUGACUAUGCCAACGUUCGUCAUAUCCUUCAGGAUGCGUCGAAUUUCCGGGUGAUGUGGGGUGAAGCAACCGCGUACGUAUUUGGGCCAAAGGGCUGGGACUUUAUGCUCUCGGGCGACGCGCCCACUCAUGCAAACCAGCGCAAUAUUAUGUCGCGCGCGCUCUAUCGUGGCCAGUGGCACGACGCCGUCAAGCAGUUCUACCUCGACAUUACCCAACAGCUUCUCACAGAAAAGUCAUGCAGGGUGGGAAACGUAAACCAGGUGGAUAUUUCGCGCGAUGUUGGGAAUCUUGCCCAUGUUCACUUUGCUUCCAGCGUGUUCUCUCUCCCUCUCAAGAGUAGAGAACAUCCGCAUGGGAUUCUAACAGAACACGAGAUGUUUGAGGCAAUGGCAGUGAUCUUUACAGCUAUUUUCUUUGAUGCGGAACCUGUCAAAUCCUUCGAGCUACGCCACAAGGCUCGCGAAGCCGCAGAAAAACUGGGUAAGCUCGUCGAGAUUAACGUCAAAGCUAUCAAGUCGUCCGGUCUUAUUACCACAUUACUUGGCAAUAUGCAUGCCAACAAGAACGCACUCUUUGAGUAUGGGGUGCACAUGGUGGAGCGGCUGUUGCAGAGUGGCCUGGAUCCUGAACAGGUGACAUGGUCUCAAAUUCUUCCAACUGCCAUCGCCAUGGUGCCGAAUCAGGCCCAGGUAUUCACCCAAAUCAUCGAUUAUUACCUAUCCGAUAAUGGCCGGAAGCAUCUGCCGGACAUCAAGCGCUUUGCCAAGGAAGACUCUCCUGCUUCGGACGAGGUGCUUCUCCGCUACUGCAUGGAAGCGAUCCGCCUGAACGGCAUCUUUGGCUCGUACCGGAAAUCCCAAACCAACCUGACCCUCGACGACAAGGGUGGUAAGGUUCACAUCAAGGCGGGUGACAAAGUAUUCGUGAGCUUUGUUGAUGCAAACCGCGAUCCUAACGUAUUUCCAAAGCCCAAGGAAGUUGACCUCAACCGUCCUAUGGACUCGUAUAUCCAUUAUGGAGUAGGUCCGCACACAUGCUUGGGUGGCGAGGCUAGUAAAGUUGCUUUGACGGCCAUGCUGCGCGUUGUGGGCCGUCUGGACAACCUUCGCCGUGCUCCAGGAGCGCAGGGGGAGUUGAAGAAGAUCUCGCGUGAACAUGGGUUUUAUACUUAUAUGCGCGAGGAUCAAAGCGCCUUUUACCCGUUCCCAAUGAGUUGGAAACUCCAUUACGAUGGAGAAAUCCCAGGAAAGGAACAGCCGGUCCGUGGAGACUUUGUAUGCAACGUACCGGGACAUUGGCAGAAUUGA
Molecule: messenger RNA, 3411 nt
Organism: Aspergillus fischeri NRRL 181
Lineage: Eukaryota; Fungi; Ascomycota; Eurotiomycetes; Eurotiales; Aspergillaceae
Product: peroxidase/cytochrome P450 family protein
Exons: 8
Coding region: 1-3411 (1136 amino acids)
Biological process (GO): response to oxidative stress
Molecular function (GO): monooxygenase activity; oxidoreductase activity, acting on paired donors, with incorporation or reduction of molecular oxygen; heme binding
Source: RefSeq, a predicted model, not a curated record